GUGCAAUCUGGCAACCCUGAGUCACCCGUGCACUUGUUAGUUAGCGGACUUCACUUCCCGUUUAGCAUUUCCUGCGUCCUGUCGCCAUGAAGUGAUCAUUAACAGCACAUGGAUUCCACUUAGCACGGGUUCUCAACUCAUCCGCUGCUGUGAUUGAUACGACUCGGCCGAGCGUGACGUCCUCAUGUGCAUCAUCUUCUUCAAGUUCGACCCCAGGCCUGUGUCCAAAAACGCCUACAGGCUUAUUUUGGCGUCGAACAGAGAUGAGUUCUACAGCAGGCCGUCCAAAGCUGCCGACUGGUGGGGCAGCGGCAAAGAAAUCCUCAGCGGUUUGGAUAUGGAGGAGGGGAAGGAAGGCGGAUCCUGGCUCGGUAUCAGUAAACGAGGCAAACUGACAGCGCUGACCAAUUACCUGGAACAUAAGCAAAACCCGGACGCCCUGGGGAGAGGGUUUUUGGUGUCAAAUUACUUGACCGAGAACUGGGACAGCUUCUCGUACCUGCGCAAGGUGUCGUCCGAGGGUCCGCAGUACAACGGCUUCAACCUCCUCACUGCUGAAUUCAGAGCCAAUGAGGACACGGUGUGUUACUAUGGAAACAGGGGCAGUCCGGAACCUGUGCGCCUCAAAGCGGCAGGAAUCUACGGUCUCAGUAACUCUCUGUUGGACACUCCCUGGAGGAAGAUGCAGCGUGGUAAACAGCACUUCACCAGUGUGGUGGAUAAAACAUUGCCCCCUGAAGGCCUGGUCCAGGAACUGCUGCAGGUCCUCAACGACGAGGAACUAAACACACCUGACCCCAUGCAGGAGAGUCAAGGUGAAGGCUACAGUAAGGACUGGCUUAAAGUUCUGUCCGCCGUGUGUGUGCGUGCCCCGAGUUACGGCACCAGGACGAACACCAUCAUCCUGAUCGACAGCGAGGAUAACGUCAGCUUCACCGAGCGCACCAUGCUGAACUCUGAUGUCACCCAGUGGAGCACACGGUCCUUCCAGUUCAAGCUGCAGGAAUGAGCGCGCCACACCCGCUGCCACGCGUGCCUUUCUUCACGUUUUCCAUUUUACUCUCAGACUUUUCCUACUAAAGCUGAAGGGAGGGAUUUUUAACUGCCGUUUUCUUCCAGCAAGCAUCUCUGUGUAGUUUCAUGAAUUUGAAGUCGAGGCACCGUCACGCAGCUGAACCAGAACAUGUCUGUGGUAGUGUUGAGUGUUGCACUAAAUGUUGUUUUGGCCAUUUUUAAAAAUAACUACUAUUUAUCAGUAGUGAUGGGAGACUUGAGUAGUGACAGUGAAUAGGUUAGAAUUCUUUGAAGGCUAUCUGCCAAAGAAUCCAGACUUUUUAUUUUGUAAUUAGGAGACAGAAGUGAGUGUUGUUUCAUUAUGGACCUGCUCUGAAUGGUUCAGCUCACAUAUAGCACAACUCAGGAACUGCACAUUCUGUAUGGAGCUCUGAUCACCACAAUAAACUUUAUUUCACCUUCAAUAA
Molecule: messenger RNA, 1481 nt
Organism: Pangasianodon hypophthalmus (striped catfish)
Lineage: Eukaryota; Metazoa; Chordata; Actinopteri; Siluriformes; Pangasiidae
Gene: tango2
Product: transport and golgi organization 2 homolog (Drosophila)
Exons: 9
Coding region: 185-1009 (274 amino acids)
Biological process (GO): Golgi organization; protein secretion
Cellular component (GO): Golgi apparatus
Source: RefSeq, a predicted model, not a curated record